This is a messenger RNA of Theileria parva strain Muguga, 2190 nucleotides long. RefSeq lists its product as uncharacterized. The coding region runs from base 1 to 2190 and encodes 729 amino acids. The transcript has a single exon. NCBI's taxonomy places the organism in Eukaryota, Apicomplexa, Aconoidasida, Piroplasmida, Theileriidae. The record is from RefSeq and is a predicted model, not a curated record.
AUGUCAACCAUUGUUUCAAAGAAGGAUUCAAUUAAAACAGAAUCGUCAUACAAAAACGACCCAACCAAGACUGACCUGUCAACCAAGAGUGACACAUCAACCAAGAGUGACAGGGAAAUAAAGAGUGACCUGUCAAUAAAAACUAAUAGCGAAAUAAAGAGAGACCUUGUGAGUUGGGAAAAUAUUGAACUGGAUAUUAAAACAGAAGAGAGUACAGAUCAAUUUGGAUAUUUUAUUAAAGGAAAAGUAAAAUGUUAUAGUUCAAGAAAUCUUAGGAAGUUUGUAAGAAUUAGUGAAUCAGGAGAGACUUGCGAACUGAUUUGGGAGUCAAAGUCUGAUAAAGAAGAGACUAUACUAGUAAUUGUGUAUGAAGAAGGAACCAAAAAAUGGCUUGCUCUCAACGUCAAUGGUGGGUUUUUGUUAUUUCACAGAACUGGGAAAGGCCAGGCCUGGAAUGACAUUACCAGAACAGGCGAUGACUUAACUAACGUGAAAUUCUUUGGGGAAGAUAGAAAGGAAGGAGAAAUGCUCAACUGUAAGCUAUCUUUGGAAGUGACUGACCACAUCAUUAUUCUAUUUUCACCUCCUCGUACAAUUGCUUACGGCUCUGCACCCAUUUGGAUAAGAAACAAAAAUACAAUUAGUGAAAAUUUUCAGAAGAACGAGAUUCCCAGACUGUUGCUUUUAAACAUUGGAGGCAAUACCUUAUAUGUCACGUUUGAUGUUUUGAAGCCCGCGAACUCGGAGGUUAAGUUUGAGCGUAACGUUGUUAAGGAAGAGGUUGUCCCAGUCAAUAACACUUAUGUACCACAUUCCCUUAAGCACAUGUUUGACAAUAGUUUUGUCAAAUAUUUAAGGAAUCCUGAAGACUGCGUUAAACAAGAUCAAAGCCUGCCAAAACCCGCUGAAGUAGUUGAAGUAGAUCACGAUCUAAUUGUAAUAAAUCCAGACAAACCAGAUAUACCAAUCAAGAAUCCUGUCGUACUAGACGUGGUUGAAGUUGAGAGCGACGACGAUUGUUAUUUCGAUGGAUAUUCUCCUAAAGUAAAACUCGAUGUUGAUCCGAGCCAAAGGUUAUCCAAAAGAAUAAAAAAUGAUCAAGUUCUAGAUAGGGCUAAUAGGCCCGGAGGGCUUUCUGCAUAUGCGACAUAUCAGGAUCCUGAACCGGAACCCAAAAGACAACAAGUUGAAAAUCAGUCAGUAAGACACGAAGAGCCCAGAACAUUCGAACGGUCAAAUACCAGAACAGAAACUAGACACGACUAUUCAAAUACAGUAGCACAAAUCUUUAGGACCCUUUCAAAAACCUUAACACAACUCUUUCAAACCACUACAAAUACCUUGACACAUAUGGAGAAUUGGUCACCAAGACAGCAGGAGUACAUAAUACCCGAACCGCCAGCUACCAAUCAACAAAUCGAAGUAAACCAGCCUUAUAAUACAAGUACACGGGUCAAUGUAAACCAACCUUAUAAUACAAGCACACGAUUCAAUUUAGACCCAUCGAAUCCAACAAGAACAACUACACGGGUUAAUUUAUACCAACCUUAUAACACAAGUACACGGGUUAAUUUAAAUCCAUCAAAUCCAACAAGAACAAGUACACGGGUUAAUUUAAAUCCAUCAAAUCCAACAAGAACAAGCACACGGGUUAAUAUAAACCAACCAACUACUACUAGAACAAGUACACGGGUUAGUGUAAACCAACCAACAAGAACAAGGACAAUCACUAAUACACCCUCAACUGGUAUAAGGGCAAUAUGUGAUGGACGUUCAACUGGUAUAAGGGCAAUAUGUGAUGGACGUUCAACUGGUAUAAGAGCAAUAUGUGAUGGACGUUCAACUGGUAUAAGAGCAAUAUGUGAUGGACGUUCAAAUGCUCUGAGAGCAGUUGGAACUUGCUCAGGAAAACUCCAAAACUUCGUAUCACCCAAAACUACAAAUAUUAAAACACAAACUAAAUACGAGUACACAAAGACGAUUAAAACACAAGUUAAAUACGAAUGUACUAAAACAAUUAAAACGCAAAUCAUUAAAAAUGACUAUUCGGAUGUUAAAACACAAAUCAUCAAGAACGAGUAUUCACAAACUACCAAAAUGCAAGUCAAAACCGAUUAUUCAAAUACCCUAACUCAAAUCAAAAACGACCCUUCAAGAAGUACCAAGGGGGUAAUUUGUAUAGACCCGUAA